GGGUAGAAAUGAGGGGUUGGGCUGGGGUUGAUUUGGGUCUUCUUGAAAUCUUGGGUUGGGGUAAAUUUGGGUAUUCUUUGUUUCUUUUAUUCCUUUUUCUGUGUGAAGCAAUUUGUGCUACAUGUUAUGUAUGAAAAGUGCUAUAUAAAUAAAGACUGAUUGAUUGAUUGAUCUCCCAAAGCUUUUAUUUUGAAGACCACUGGAAGUACUUUAUCGUAAAGACUCAGGCGUUUAUCAAAAUGGCGGCUCGUUGGAAUAAUUCCCAGGACUGAGUUUGUGGAGCGGUUUCAGCAGCUUUAGUUUUAGAAAUUAAACCCCUAAACGGACAAUUUUAACCUUUUUCCUCUAAAUCAGCUUCCGAUUAACUACAGCGCUCACAUAGUUAGCAUGUUAGCUGGUCACAGGUUUGAAGAAAAGGAGGUUUAAUGUGUAAAAAUGUCUGAAGUCCGAAGAACCACAGCAGAGAUUGAGGAACAACAACAGAAACCUUCAGAGGCUGAUAGAGACCUGCAGCUAAACUCACACAGAACAGGUUUGAUUAUUUACUGUCUUCAUCUAUUCGACUGGGGGGAGGGGGCGGCUGUAUUAUAAACUUUACGGUAACUGAAGGACUGAUUUAGUUUUGUGAUUUCAGCAACAACAUUAAAAUUAGUAUUAUUUGCAGAUGACACUAACAGAAUCACUACUGAAAAUGUGGUUUGACAGAAAAAAAUUAAACCAAAUUCAUGUUAUUUGGCGAUCAUAACAAAAAUACACAAGUAGACAGGGUGGAUAUUGAAAGAGUUUAUGAAAACAAGUUUCUUGGGAUGAUAAUUGAUGAUAAAAUAAACUGCAAGUCUCAUAUAAAACAUGUACAAAGUAAACCGUCAAGAAGCAUUUCAGUCCUGACGAAACAAAAAAACAUUCUGGAUCACAAAUCACGACAUAUUCUCUACUGUUAACUGAUUUUACCAUAUUUACACUACAUUACCGAUUAGUCUCAAACAGGCUAAAAUUGGCCGAUUUAAUUGGCUCGCCGAUAAAUCGGUCGGGCCCUAGUAAAUAUGUUGGAGACUGACUGUUAUUAUUGAGUAAAGGAGAAGGGGUAGGUUUAAAAAAAAAAAAAAGCAUAAGGCCUCAUCCUGCUCCUUUUCGGACAUGUUGGGUUUGCAUUAUUAUAAGACUUUUUAUUUUUUAUUUUUACUGUUUUGCUUUGAUUAUUGUUGCUGUUGUUUUGAAUAUUCUCACUGGUUUUGUUUGUUUGUUUUCAAUUUACUUUGUUGUGUUGCACGCACAUGUUUGAAAAAAAUAAAUAAAUGAAAUGAAAAUGAAACGGGUCUUCAGUGGAGACCCGGGGGGCUAAAACAAAGACAUUGUUUCUUAUCUGAGAGGUUCAAGUUUGACACAGUCGGGCUGCUUAAUGAAGACACAAAGAUCAUGUUGUAUUGAUAAUUAAAUCAUGAUCUUUAAACAUAAAUGAGUGAAUUCUUGGAUUAGGUUCAUUGUGUCUUUUUUGAUAACUUACGAUCAGAUGUUCUUUUAUACAGACACAGGUUUUGCCAGACGUGCUGGCAGCAGUCUUCCUCAGAGUGUCACGUGUCAAAAGGCAAUGAAGAAAUACAACAUCAGCACACCUGUCAAACCACACACAACCCUCCGGCAGAUACUGGUUCAUCCAAAAGACAGAAUACACCCAGAAAACAAAUGCAGUACCAUAUAUGAGAUCCCAUGCCAAUCAUGCAACAAAACAUACAUCGGAGAGACAGGGAGGAGUUUCACAAUACAAAAAAAUGAACACAAGAAAGAGUGUGAGAAGGAGACAGCAACAAGACAAAAAAGAACAAUAAAAGAAAAGGCACAACAAGAAAAUUACAAAUCAACUAUCACAGACCACUGCAAACGAGAGAAACGAGAAAUGCCUGAGUCAUCCACACCGAAGAAAAUAAACAUCAGCGCUGGAUCAGGGAGGCAAUGGAAAUCUGGAAGCGAGGCCCGAGGACCAUCAACCGGGAUGAGGGGGCAUAUAUGCUAUCCCACACAUGGAGUGCCAUAUUGCAGGGGGCGAGCGGGCAGCUGAAGGCGUGACCGAUCUGUCAAACUGAUAAAAAGGUCACGGCUUUGGAAACAUCAGCUGUUUUAAGACGCGUCACACAACCAUCACGUGACACUCUGAGGUAGACUGCUGCCAGCACGUCGAAACAUGUCAGCAAGGUAAAUAAAAACCUGUCUGUAUAAAAGAAUAUCUGAUCUUAAUAAAUGAGUGCUCUGUCCAGCUCUGUUUUCCUCCUCUGCUCUUGAUUUAAGCUAAAGUAAGAGCAGAGAAAGGGCAAACACUCUCUGCUCCAUCAGAACAUAGAUCGAACAACUCAACUCAACUCAACUUUAUUUGUUAAGCACUUUAAAACAACCACAGCUGAACAAAGUGCUGUACAUAACUAGACAAAACAACGACAUAGAAAACAAUCAAAAAACAGUUAAAACAAUGGAUAAAAUAAAAGCAGAAUUGAGAAGUAAAAUAUAGUUUCAAUGUUUUUAAAAACUAAUAAAUGUUUUAAAAACAUAGAAACAAAUAACUAAAAACAAUGAAACACUAAAACAGUAGCCGAGUCUCAUGGAGGGUUAAAAGCCAAUGAAUAAAAAUGGGUUUUAAGACGAGUUUUAAAAAUGGACAGUGUGGGGGCUCUAAUUUGGAGGGGUAGCUCGUUCCAUAAUAAGCUCAGAGAGGUAAGAUGGAGCCAGACCAUUUAAAGAUUUAAAAACAAAUAAAAGAACCUUAAAAUGCACGGGUAACCAGUGGAGGGAGGCCAGGAUGGGAGUAAUGUGCUCCCUCUUACGUACUCCAGUUAAGAGCCGGGCGGCUGCGUUUUGUACUAACUGGAGACAUGAGAGGGAGGACUGGCUGACUCCAAAAUAAAGUGCGUUACAGUAAUCCAGCCGAGAUGUAACAAAGGCAUGGAUUAAUGUUUCAAAGUGCUUACGUGCAAGGAAUGGCUUUGCCUUCGCCAGCUGCCUAAUAUGGUAAAAGCUAGAUUUCACUACAGAGCUAAUUUGCCUGUCAAAUUUAAAAUCACUGUCCAUCUUAAAACCCAAACAGUUCUAGAUCAAUCUCGAUUGUCUUGUUGUUUGAUCAUGGAAGCUAAAAUGGUUCCUGACGUUUAUAUUUGUUUUAUUGCUGUCAGUUUAAUUCAUGAUUUCCUCAGCUGAGAAGUCUCUCUCUCUCUCUCUCUCUCUCUCUCUCUCUCUCUCUCUCUCUCUCUCUCUCUCUCGAUCCCUCUCUCUUUGUUUCUCUCCCUCUUAGGGCUGGACGAUAUAGAAAAAAAGCAUAUCGAUAAUAAAAAUAUCAUAUUGAUCGAUAUCGAUAAUUAUCAAAAAAAAAUUUAACAUGUAUUUUAAUUGCAGCCCUGGAUGUUUUAUGCUAUUGCUUAAUGACCUACUUUUAAUAAAGAACACACAAGCACUGAAUUCAAAUUCAAACCUUUAUUCAACCACCUUUUUUUUUUUUACCACAACUGAAAGUUUUUUAAAAAAGAAAAAGAAAUCAACUUAAGUGGCUUUAGUGACGUCAGUAAAUACUGACAAACAUAAAGAAUAGACUGAAGUGACCAGAAAAUCUGAUAAAUAAGUAUUUCAACAGUCUUUUGAUGAAAAUAAACAAAACAAACAAAUAUAUAAAUAAAUAGAAUAGCUUUUGGUGGGAAUAGCAUACUACCAGUUUUAACUGUGUGGGAAACUGCCCACAACCCGGUGUCUGAGCACUAAAAUAUUUCAAAAAAUAAAACCAAAAAGUAGGGCUGGCUGGUACUUAAAUGAAACUCAAAUUGUUAACGAGGAACACAAGUUGGUUCACUUUAUGUGGUUUUAAGGCAGUCCUGAUAGAUUCUGAGUCUGCGUCAAGUAUCUCUCCAACUCGCUUUCAACCUUUUCCUUUUCAGUGAGAUGUUGUGAGGCAUCAGGGGCAGGGUACUAUUUCUUGAAGAAGCUCCCCAACGAUUUCCGCUGCUUCUUUCCAGGCGGUGUAGUAUGUUCUCGAGCCGCAACUGAACCUGUUGGCUCUGCACCUGGAACAGAGAGGGGGAGAGACAGACAUACAGAGACAGAGGAGAGCACAAAUAAGUUCCAAAGACAUUUAAAAAAAGUUUGAAAUGUUUGAAACAAAAUCAUGCUAUACGUUAAGUUAUUUAGUAGUGGUAGUUAUGUAGUUUGAUAUGCUUAAACACAGAUCAUUUUAACUGUACUAAAAUAUUUUCAAAGUAAAGAUUUUAUGAAAAUUAUAUAAUUAGCUUCCAUUAUUUUAACAGGAAGCAGUGCAAUCAAAAAUUUAUCCUUAUUAACCCACCUGCUACUUCUGAAGCCCCUGUAAGGAACUGGCCAGCAUCCAAGGUUUCAGCCACUGCCCUUGUUUUGAUGGCUUCUACCUUGUCUUGCUUGAUGUACUCCAUCUUGAAUCUGGGGUCAACUAAGGUAGCCAUGUCGACUAAGUCAUCAGUAUCAGGAUCUGCAUAUUUCUCAUCAAGGUAUUCCAUAAUUUUGGUCUUCAUCUCUUUUGUGAGAGGUGUGUCUCCUUCACUCACAUGGAGGUGUUGAGAGCGGAACAGAUGGAGCACAGGCUUCACAUAUGACACAGUCACAUAUGACUCCCCAGAGAGGCUGUCUGUAAAGUCCACCAGAGGACCUAGUGCCUCAUUCAUAGAAUCCCAGACUUCUAUGUCCUGCCAGUGUGGUACCAGGUGCCGGGUGUGUUUGUCUGCAGCAAGGACUUGGGAGAUGGGCUUCUGUUGCUCCAGCACUCUUGCAAUCCUUUUUUGUCGAGAGCCCCAUCUGGUCGCCGACUCUGUGCAUAGCUUGUGUAGGGGGACCCCGCACUGUAUCUGAGCCUCAGCUAGAUCUCUCUUCUUUUUCCAUGAAUAAGUAAAGGCUGCAACAACUUUUUUGCACAGAGCAACAGCCCUUUCCACUCGCUUGUCCUUGGAUGCUGCACCUGAAAUAGAGAUUUUAAAAAUCAUGUAAAAAUAGAAGCUCGCAGUAAUUCAUGGUAACCAUCAUGUUAUUAAUCAUUAAUAAUCAUGUUUUUAAACCAUCAUGUUGAUGAAAUCAUGUUAUUUUAAUUGCUAAUAAUUUAAAUUGCAGGUUUAUCUUGAUACGUUUUUUAAAUUUCAUUUAAAAGUUUAUAUAUAUAUAUAUAUGUAUAGCCCUUUCUCUCUCUCUCUCUCUCUCUCUCUCUCCCUCUCUUUCUUUCUCUCUCUCUCUCCCUCCCUCUCCCUCUCUCUUUCUCUCUCUCUCUCUCUCUCUUGUUCUCACUCCCUCUUUCUCACUCAACAGGGAACAAUAAGCUUGCAUUUACACACCAGUGUAAAGUUGUAGUUUACAUCUAUGUUGUUGUAUUUCUGUGCGUUCUGCAGACAUCCAACACCUUCAGAAGAGAAAAGAAGAGCAGCAGGAGAGGAGCCCCCAACUGGACCAGGAGGACCCACCAGAACACCCAAACAUUAAAUAGGAGCAGGAUGACCCACUUCAAAGACCAGAAGAGGCUGAUACAAACGAGUUUCCUUUUACACCCAUCAUUGUUAAGAGUGAAGAUGAUGAGAAGCCGUUUCAGUCCACCUGGCUUCAUAAAAGACAGAGCAAACAGAUGGACCCAGGACCUGAUAGAGAGGACUUUGGAGGAGCAGGACCAGUCGAAAACUUAGACCCAGAUACUCAUUUACACCUAGUGAUGGAGGUCGAGGCUGCAAGCUACUCUGAAACUGACACUGACGACAGUGCUGACUGGAGGAAGACAGCAGAACAUCAGUCAGGCCCGAAUUUGAUGGCUGAGAAACCCUUCAGCUGCUCUGAGUGUGGUAAAACAUUCAGCAGGAAGUGGAUUCUGACUCAACAUAUGAAAAUUCACAAAGGUGAGAAACCCUUCAGCUGUUUCAAGUGCAGCAGAAGAUUUAACCGAGAGGGGGAUCUGAACCGGCAUUUGGGAGUUCACAUGGAAGAGAAACCGUUCGGCUGCUGUGUUUGUGGGAAAAGAUUCAAAAUAAAAGAGUAUCUGAGCAAACACAUGAGAAUUCACAUGGAAGAGAAACCCUUCAGCUGUUACAAGUUCGAUCAAGGAUUUCACCAAAAAGGGUACCUGACUGUUCACGCAGAAGAGAAGCCCUUCUGCUGCUCUGAGUGUGGGAAAAAUUUUAGUCAAAGUAGGGAUCUCAACCGACACAUGAGGUGUCACAGGGAAGAGAACGCAGUCAGCUGUCAUGAGUGUGGAAAAAGAUUUAAACACAAAGAGUAUUUAAAUAAACACAAAAAAAUUCACACAGGAGAGAAACCCUUCAGCUGCUCUGAAUGUGGGAAAAGAUUUAACGAAAGAGGACAUCUCAAAAGACACGUUCAGUAUCACAAAGGAGAGAAACCCUUCAGCUGCUCUGAGUGUGGUACAAGUUUUUAUGAAAGGGGGCAUCUAGUCCAACACAUGAGGAUUCACAAGGGAGAGAAACCCUACAACUGUCCUGAAUGUGGGAAACGAUUUGUUCAGAAGAGCAAUCUUAAUCGACACAUGGGAAUUCACAAGGAAGAGAAACCAUUCAGCUGCCCAGAAUGUGGGAAAAGAAUCAAUGACAGGGGGUAUUUAAGCAUACACAUGAGAAUUCACACAAGAGAGAAACCCUUCAACUGCUCUGAGUGUGGGAAAAGCUUCAACGAAAAGGGACAUUUGAACAGACACUUGAGGUAUCACACAGGGGAGAAACCGUUCAGCUGCUCUGAGUGCGAGAAAAGCUUUUUUGAAAAGGGCCACUUAAACCAACACAUGAGGAUCCACAACGGGGAGAAACCCUUCAGCUGCUCCUUUUGUGCGACACAUUUUAAUGACAAAGGGGGCCUAAACCAACACAUGAGGACUCACACAGGGGAGAAACCCUUCAGCUGCUCUGAAUGUGGGAAAAGAUUUAAUCAGAGAGGAAACCUGGGCAGACACAUGCAGAUUCACACAAGAGGGGAUCUCCUAACUGGACAAGGUGCUGUGAGUUAAAGGUGGGGUAGUCAGGAUCUGAGUUAGCUCCAAUUUUUAGGAGAAAUCUUGAAUGUAAACUCUUUCCCUCCCAACCAGUUUUUCCCCUCAGCUCCUCCUCUCCCCUCCCUCUCUGCUCCAGACAAUUUUCCGAACUUUCUGGUUGGUUUCUACUGUCAGAUAUUGUAGCACGCUAACUUUGUUUGGGCUCGUGAAUGAUAAGGGGGAGCAGCGUCUGCCUCACAACCAAUCAGGAUGGGGAAGGUGGGGAAUGGCUUUGUUUACAGUCAGAAAGAGCGGAGCGCUCAAAAAUGUUAAAAUGUUGACUACACAGACAUAAGAGAACACAGCGAUAUUGUUAUAUUACCAGUUUUCAUAAAUAGCUAAUAACUAUUGACUGAUAUUAAAAGCUUUUUUGUAAAUAUACAACAAAGAAAAUGCCUCUUUAAUGGAUUCCUGCCUACCCCACCUUUAAGUGAUCAUAGGAGAUGAAGCUAAAACUGAGUUUGUGAAGAGUCAGUCAUUUUCAUUCUGAACAGUUUUGUUUUAUUUUUCUGGCUGAGUUUGUCUUCCGUACAAAAACACUGAGACUGCAAAAAGACAAUCCAAAAAGAAUAAAAAAUAAACAAUCAAAAAUAAAUAAAAAACAGUGAGUGUUAGGGGUACUGUUGGUUUCUGGUGUCCUCUUUCUCUCUCUGCUGCAGGCUGGAGUGGUUGAUUGAAUGAUUGACUUCACCUGUGGAUUCAUUCCUGGCUAAUCAGGAGUCAGCCUUAAAAAGGAGAAGAGCAGGUGGCCGGUUUUUCUCUUGAGCCAAAGAAAUGAAGAACUUUGUCUUCAGUGGAAGUCCUGAAGAAUUAAAUUUAAUUUAUAAUAGAGACAAAAAUUAAAGAAGUGAGUGGACAAAAUUUAAAAUAGAGACAAAAAACAAAAAAAAGUGAGUCAACAAAAUUUAAAACAGAAAUAAAAUUUAAGAAGUGAGUCUACUUUUGUUUUGGUUUUUAUUGACAAUUCGACAUCAUGACAAAUUAAAUACAAAGCUGAACAGCAAGCGUGGCAGCGGCCUGACAGUCAGACUGAAGCUCAGCUGUCGACACACACAAAAAAAAAACUUUUAAUCAAAACACCGGACGACUACAGGAAGUACCGGCGACGCCCCGAACACUCAGAGAGAGGCAUGAACGGAAAGUUUUAAGUGCUGAAUGUUCGUUACAGGUCUUCCAACAAUCAAACAAAACUCGUUCUUAAGGAGGAGCUGAAUCUGAAUCUGUUUCAAUUUUUAUCGAUUUACAGAAAAACGUUUUAAAUUAAAGGUCCAAACACAGACAGAGGUACAGCUGGAUCAGCCCAAAGUGU
Xyrichtys novacula (pearly razorfish) is the source of this 8324-nucleotide messenger RNA. The record is from the annotation of a GenBank genome assembly. NCBI's taxonomy places the organism in Eukaryota, Metazoa, Chordata, Actinopteri, Labriformes, Labridae.